GUGUGUGUGUGUGGUUGUUCCUCCUUUGUGUUGACACUUCACAGUUUCUCCUUCAAGUGACCGAGGAGGAGAACUGUCGACCAUGUCAGUGAAAUACAACACGAGGCCACACAGGAGCUUCUGGAAAGGUUUAAUCUCACGUACUUCCACUGUUCUAACCAACAGGACGAUGUCAGCUGCAGAAAGAAAACAGCUGCUAAAUAACCUGUGACCCAACAUGAGGAUCGGAGAGAGAGGAGGCGAGGAGCGACGCUCUGAGGACUCUGUGACGACGAUGACGACGAUGACGACCUAUGUGUAUAUUAUGCGUGUGUUCAAAAUAAAGAUAAGUGUAGGAAAAGAUUCUUCAAAUCAAAUAUUUUUUUUGAUUUAACUCUGGAAUUCUUUUGAAAGAAUCGUUUAUGUCGACUUUUCACUUUUUUUUUUUUUGAUAUUUGUGGUCACAUUUAUUUCAGUUUUAUGUUUUCAGAUUCAAAUCACUUUUUUUCAGUGUCGAAUCAAAUUUUCACAUUUCUCCCUUUUUUCACUUUCAGAUCUUUUUUCGUUUUCAGGUUGAUUUUUUUCAGUUGAGACUUUUGGGACAAAUGUGGCGUGGGGGCGUGGUGUCACCUGAAGGGGCGUGGCAUCAUGGACGAGAGCAUGACAAAGAAGGCUGGGGCGGGACGUUCCUCGAUCAUGUUGCCUUCAGGAAACAUAGCGCAGUAGACGCUCGCUAUGGCGUCCGCUCCACCGAGACAACAGCUGACACCAGCACUCAGGUAAGAAACGAUCGGUUUUUUAACAUGCUCUUGCGAGUGCUGGUGCCUGCAGGUCAACGUGACAAUUGAAGCACCUGUCGGGUCACAUGGUUCGCGUCCUGCUCGACUACAUGGAUCACGUGACCCUGUGCUCCAAGCUGAAGGCGGCGCUGAUGGAGCAGCAGCAGUGGCCCGACAUCUGCAGGCUGCAAGAAAACGCUCGCUGUCUGCAGCAUCUCUGCCGGCUGCGGAUCCGUCGCUGUCUCGGGCGCCUCCGUCUCCGAUCGCCCGUCUUCAUGAGCUUCCUGCCGUUUCCGGGGCGACUGAAGGACUACGUCCUGUACCGGGAGUACGACCUCUACUGCGGUCGCCAGGGCAACGCGCCCGGGCUGACGCGGGAGUGAGGAUCGAGAAAAUUGUUAAAAAUGAUGAUGUAAAAAAUAUAUUUCCUCGUAUUCUACAUCAUAUUUAAUAGUGAGAGACAAGAAAGAAAUUGUAAUUUUUUACGAAAAUAUUUUAUUGUAUUUUUCUAUCAGAGAUGUUUAUUCCUGCCCCUUUUUUUUUUUUUUUUUUUUAAUGUUUUUAUGAAGCAUCAAAGCAAAAACAACUGAUGUGAACCAAAAAUAUUUAUAUUUUCAUCAAAGGAUGGAAAACAAAAAAGUGAAACAACAUAUUAUCAUGUCAGAGUUGUUUAGGGGGAAAAUGGUGUCAGCUUCUAAUUGGUGUUUCUUACAGAAGAGUAUUAGGACCUGGCAGAAGAGGAAAGAUGAGGGGGAAGUAUUUAUUAAUUUAUUUAACAUUUCGAGAGUCAAAAUGUCGAGAAUCAAGUUGAAAUAUCGAGAUUAAAGUUUAAAUGUCCCUAAACGUCCGUGUUGUGGUUCCAGUUCACACGUCCACGAUCACUAACGUUAGCAAAGCUACGCUAGCUCCGCUAACUGCGCGACUCUAUAAAUUCAUGAACGGUUGUUUGCAGGUGAACGUUAUCGUGUCAGGACACACGUCGACGUCCAUGUUCAAACACGCGUUGUCACCGCGUCGUUUCUUCCAGAUUCAACUGUCCAUCAUAAUAUCGCAGCUUUACAACUUUGUUAGCAGCUAGCGUUAGCUUAGCAAACUGGCUAACAAAACAUCGAUAUCCGGUUGUUUGGAGCUGAAAAGUGCUUCCGGGUCACAAUUUUCGACUAGAUUCCUCAUUUCUUCUUCUUCUUAUGGCUGGCCCUAAUACUCUCCCGUAGUUUCUCUCUAAUUAUCAAUUUUAAAAACACAGAUGUGCAUCACAUUUUGUCCAUACUCUUAUAUUUCAGAUGAGUUGUCUUAUUAUUUCAUUCUAUCUUGAUCAAAUUAAAUUGAUUUGAUAGUUUUGCUGUGAAGUGUGAAGAUAAGCUUAAAUAAUAGUGUGUGUGUGUGUGUGUGUGUGUGUGUGUGUGUGUGUGUGUGUAAGCUUUACGAUAAAGAUUGAAAAUAAUAUUAUUGAAAUGAUACAGGAUUAUAAUAUCGUGUGUGAGAGAGACAAAGAAGGGCUGACUUGAAGUAUGUAUCUACAAAUGAUAAACUUUUGGAGCUGGUGUGUGUAUGUGUGUGUCUGUGUGUGUGAGCGAGCUUUACAAUAAAAUGAUAAACAUCUACAAAUGAUAAACUUUUGGAGCUGGUGUGUGUGUGUGUGCAUAUGUGUGCGUGUGUUUGUGUCCACAGAUGAUUAACUUGUGGCACACACAGAGCACAGCUAAAAACCAAAGUGUUCCAUGGAGUCAGAGUCCAUUUCACCUGAGCAGGAGUUAAUCAUCUGUACACACACACACACACACACACACACACAGAGGGAGGAGCAGCUGGAGUCAGAGUCCAUUUCACCUGAGCAGAACAGCUGGAAAACAGGAAACUGACGCAGUUAUAAUUCAAGGACAUAGACAAAACAGAGAUUUUGUCCUUGUUUGCAUGUUUUGUGACCUGCUGCAGGAGACUGAGGGAGAGGCCUGACAGCCUGUGUAUGUUGACCGUGUCCCUUGCUAAUUCCAUAGGAUUAAAUGCACAGAUCCUGAAUCCUGAUCUGAGUGCUGUCUUUCUGAGCUUGAGCGAUCAUAGUACAGCCUGUUACAUAUCUACAAAUGAUUAACUUUUGGAGCUGAUUGGUUCAAGUGGGAACAGAACGGACAAACACACACACACACACACAGACACACAGAGGGAGGAGCAGCUGAAAACGAUUGUUCUGUGGAGUCAGAGUCCAUUUCAACUGAGCAGAAUUUAAUCAUCUGUACACACACACACACUCAAACACACACACACACACACACACACACACACUCAAACACACACACACACACACACACACAGGGGAGGAGCAGCUGAAAACGAAAGUGUUCAGAGUCAGACUCCAUUUUAACUGAGCAGAACAGGAGGAAAACAGGAAACUGCCUCAUCGUCUGUGGGAGGAAGGUCCAGGCUCGAUCACAGAGAAGAGUUGGUUCAUCAGAACAGAGGAAACGACAGAGUCACAGCUCUGAACACUCGUUGGAACAAGAGAGGACGAGGAGACGAACAUGGAGGAACAUGUUGGAGCUUCACCUCUCAGACCAGAGAAGAUGAGUGAUCUGGAGGAAGACGAGGACAGAGCAGAGUCUCCAGUGUCCAGCUGUGUGUCCAUGAAGAGUGACCGGUCCAAAGGUCGUCCUCCAAACUUCAGUGGUGAACCUGGACCCUCACACUCUGAACAAAGAUCAGAGUCUCCAGUGUCCAGCUGUGUGUCCAUGAAGAGUGACCGGUCCAAAGGUCGUCCUCCAAACUUCAGUCGUGAACCUGGACCCUCACACUCUGAACAAAGAUCAGAGUCUCCAGUGUCCAGCUGUGUGUCCAUGAAGAGUGACCGGUCCAGAGGUCGUCCUCCAAACUUCAGUCGUGAACCUGGACCCUCACACUCUGAACAAAGAUCAGAGUCUCCAGUGUCCAGCUGUGUGUCCAUGAAGAGUGACUGGUCCAAAGAGCUUCCUCCAAACUUCAGUCAUGAACCUGGACCCUCACACUCUGAAGAGAAGAGGAGUCAUGUUUCUGAGGAGAAGCUGCCGUCCUGCUGUGCUUCUUGUCAGGACGUCCUGAAGGAUCCAGUCUCCACCAGCUGUGGACACUGGCUCUGCAGACGCUGCAUCACCUCAUACUGGGACCAGUCGGGUUCACCAGGAGAGUCCUCCUGUCCCCAGUGUGGACAAAGAUCCAGAACAGGACCUGGAGCUCAGACAGCAGGUCAGAGCAGCUCUGUGCAGACAGAUCGUGGUCUGCAGCAAGUUCUAGAUGAACAUAAGAUCAGUCUGAGGAGGAGAUGUGAACGUGUGACUGAAGGAAGUGAUGACAGAGGAAGUGAAACCCUCCUCAACAGGAUCUUCACUGAGCUCUACAUCACAGAGGGACAGAGUGAAGAGGUCAAUACCCAACAUGAGGUGAGGCAGCUGGAGACGACUUCCAAGAAGAAGACCCUCCAUGAAACUCCCAUCAAGUGCCACGACAUCUUUAAAGACGGACCCGACCAGCAGAGACGCAUCAGAGUCGUCCUGACGAACGGCGUCGCUGGCGUUGGAAAAAGCUUCUCGGUGCAAAAGUUCACUCUGGACUGGGCCGAGGGUUUGGAAAACCAAGACGUCAGUCUGCUGAUUCUGCUUUCGUUCAGGGAGCUGAACCUGAUCAAAGACCAGCAGCACAGUCUUCUCACACUGCUCCAUGUUUUCCAUCCAACAUUACAGAAGGUCACAGCGGAGAAGCUCGCUGUCUGUAGACUGUUGUUCAUCUUUGACGGCCUGGAUGAAAGCAGACGUUCUCUGGAUUUCAACCACAGGGAGGUUGUGUCUGAUGUCACACAGAGGUCAUCAGUCAACGUGCUGCUGACGAACCUCAUCCAGGGGAAUCUGCUUCCCUCCGCUCUCGUCUGGAUAACUUCCCGACCUGCUGCGGCCAAUCAGAUCCCUCCGACUUGUGUUGACAGGGUGACAGAGGUACGAGGCUUCACCGACGCCCAGAGGGAGGAGUACUUCAGGAGAAGGUUCAGUGAUGAAGAGCUGUCCAGCAGAAUCAUCUCACACGUGAAGACGUCCAGGAGCCUCCACAUCAUGUGUCUAAUCCCAGUCUUCUGCUGGAUCAGUGCUGUAGUUCUGGAGCACAUGUUGACCACAGACCAGAGAGAAGAGCUGCCCAAGACCCUGACUGACCUGUACUCACACUUCCUGCUGGUUCAGACAAGGAGGAAGAAAGACAAGUAUCCUGAAGGACGUGAGACGAGUCCACAGGAGCUGACGGAGGCCGACAGGGAAGUUCUCCUGAAGCUGGGGAGGCUGGCGUUUGAACAGCUGGAGACAGGAAACAUCAUGUUCUACCAAGAAGACCUGGAGCGCUGUGGUCUUGACGUCACAGAGGCCUCGGUGUACUCAGGAGUUUGUACUGAGAUCUUCAGAAGAGAGUUCGUGAUCUUCCAGAAAACCAUCUACUGCUUUGUUCAUCUGAGCGUUCAGGAGUUCCUGGCUGCAGGAUACAUGUUCCACUGUGUCACCAACAGAAACACAAAAGUACUGGACGACUUCCUGGGGACGAAUUGGAACAACACACGUGACUCUCCUCUGGAAGACUUCCUGAAGACGACCAUGAAGAAAUCCCUUGAAAGUCAAAAUGGCCACCUGGAUCUGUUUGUUCGCUUCCUUCAUGGCCUCUGUCUGGAGUCCAACCAGAGACUGUUAAGAGGCCUGAUGGGUCAGAGAGAGAACGCUCCAAAUUUAAUCCAGAGAGUCAUCAACAACCUGAAGAAGAUGAACAGUGAUAAAAUCUCUCCUGACAGAAGCAUCAACAUCUUCCACUGUCUGAUGGAAAUGAAGAACCUCUCAGUACAUCAGGAGAUCCAAGAGUUCCUGAAGUCAGAGAACAGAUCAGAGAAGAAACUCUCUGAGAUCCACUGCUCCGCUCUGGCCUACAUGCUGCAGAUGUCAGAGGAGGUUCUGGAUGAGUUGGACCUGAACAAGUUCAACACAUCAGAUGAGGGACGAUGGAGACUGAUCCCAGCUGUGAGGAACUGCAGAAAGGCUCGAUUUAUUCGCUGUGGACUCUCAGACACUCACUGUGAAGUCGUGGCCUCAGCUCUGAAGUCCGACCCCUCCCACCUGACAGAACUGGACCUGAUGGGAAGCUCCCUGAAGGAUUCAGGAGUGAAGGUUCUGUUUGCUGGACUGGAGAGUCCACAUUGUAGACUGGAGACUCUGAGGUUGAGGGGCUGCAGGUUGUCAGAGAUCAGCUGUUCUUCUCUGGCCUCAGCUCUGAAGUCCAACUCCUCCCACCUGACAGAACUGGACCUGAGCUACAACAAGCUGCAGGAUUCAGGAGUGAAGGAGCUGUGUGGUUUUCUGGAGAGUCCACACUGUCGACUGGAGACUCUGAGGCUGUGGAUCUGCAGUUUGUCAGAGAUCAGCUGUUCUUCUCUGGUCUCAGCUCUGAAGUCCAACUCCUCCCACCUGAGAGAACUGGACCUGAGGUUCAACAAGCUGCAGGAUUCAGACCUGAAGAAGCUGCGUGAUCUUUUAGAGGCUCCUCAUUGUCAAAUUAAGACUCUUAGGGCAAAAAAAUGUUGGUUGAAUGAGACUCACUGUGAAGUCGUGGCCUCAGCUCUGAAGUCCGACCCCUCCCACCUGAGAGAACUGGACCUGAGUGAAAACUACCUGCAGGAUUCAGGAGUGAAGGUUCUGUGUGCUGGACUGGAGAGUCCACAUUGUAGACUGGAGACUCUGAGGUUGAUGAGCUGCAGUUUGUCAAAGAUCAUCUGUUCUUCUCUGGCCUCAGCUCUGAAGUCCAACUCCUCCCACCUGAGACAACUGGACCUGAGCCACAACAAGCUGCAGGAUCCAGGAGUGAAGGAGUUGUGUGGUUUUCUGGAGAGUCCACACUGUCGACUGGAGACUCUGAGGUUGUGGAGCUGCAUGUUCUCAGAGAUCAGCUGUUCUUCUCUGGCCUCAGCUCUGAAGUCCAACUCCUCCCACCUGAGACAACUGGACCUGAGCGACAACGAGCUGCAGGAUUCAGGAGUGAAGGAGCUGUGUGGUUUUCUGGAGAGUCCACACUGUCGACUGGAGACUCUCGGGUUGAUGAGCUGCAGUUUGACAGAGAUCAUCUGUUCUUCUCUGGCCUCAGCUCUGAAGUCCAACUCCUCCCACCUGAGAGAACUGGACCUGAGCGACAACAAGCUGCAGGAUUCAGGAGUGAAGGAGCUGUGUGGUUUUCUGGAGAGUCCACACUGUCGACUGGAGACUCUGAGGUUGAUGAGCAGCAGUUUGUCAGAGAUCAGCUGUUCUUCUCUGGUCUCAGCUCUGAAGUCCAACUCUUCCCACCUCAGACAACUGGACCUGAGGUUCAACAUCCUGCAGGAUUCAGGAGUGAAGGAGCUGUGUGGUUUUCUGGAGAGUCCACACUGUCGACUGGAGACUCUGGGGUUGAGGAGCUGCAGUUUGUCAGAGAUCAGCUGUUCUUCUCUGGCCUCAGCUCUGAAGUCCAACUCCUCCCACCUGAGAGAACUGGACCUGAGCCACAACGAGCUGCAGGAUUCAGGAGUGAAGGAGCUGUGUGGUUUUCUGGAGAGUCCACACUGUCGACUGGAGACUCUGAGGUUGAGUUACUGCAGUUUGUCAGAGAUCAGCUGUUCUUCUCUGGCCUCAGCUCUGAAGUCCAACUCCUCCCACCUGAGAGAACUGGACCUGAGGUUCAACAAGCUGCAGGAUUCAGGAGUGAAGAAGCUGCGUGGUCUUGUCCAGAGAGUCGUGGGUUGAGUCUGGAGCCAGUGAGGUGAGUGGAGGGCUGGAGUCAGUCUUGUACUGAUCACAGUCGGUAAGAGUUUCCUCAGUGAAGCUCAGAGAGCAGAGACAGACAGCGAGAGAGAGAAGAGUCGGCCAAUCAGACGAGCCAGAAGCUCGAUGACGUCACAUGAAGCUGGACUACACAGUCUCUGCAGACACGAGACUCCUCCCCCUGCUCCACCUGGACUCUUUUUAUUCAUCAACAUCUUCAGACCACCACGCUCCUCCACCUCUCAACAGCCUCCGUGGCAGAGGAGCCGUGUCAAUGUGUGUUGCUCUCCAGUUGUUGUCUUGUUUUUUUAAUGACCUGAUGAUGUCACUGUCAGUCUCACACCUUUUUUCAUAACGAUGCAGUGGGCGGAGUCAGACUCAGAGCUGGGGGCGGGGUUAAACUUUGAUUUGAUUUAUGUUGCUGCAACCUUUUCAACCUCUUUGGCUUUUUAUUGAUGCGAUUUGAGAAGUAUCUAUCUAUAUCUAUAUCUACAGUAUAUAUCUAUCUAUGUCUAUAUAUAUAUAUGUACAUUAAACAUUACCAAAUCUGGAGCCACACAUGUACUCAAAAACUAGAGAUAUGGUUUCAAUCAGUUGAUUAUAAUUUUUUGGAUCAAUUCAUUGACUCAUUGUUUGGUUUUUCAAUUGUAGAAGACGAAAAAAUCUUCAUAUCUGUAUUUGUGUCUCACCGAAAUGUUUCCACCAAUUACAUGGUUCUGUCAAACGUCACAUUUAUUCUGUGAAAAAAAUCAAGUUCUGCCUUCAUCGAUGGAUGAGAAGCUCAACAUAACUUUAGAAAGAACACUUGACACGAUGAUGUCACUGUGAACAGAUACUGUGCCGAGAGAUCAGAUUAUUUUGUUGGGUGGAAAAUAAAAUAAGAACAUUUGACUGAUUUAUUGACCUAACUAUGUAAAGUGACUUGAGACAAUGUAUGUUGGGAUUUGUUGCGAUACAAAUAAAACUGAAUUGAUCCGUGA
Scophthalmus maximus (turbot) is the source of this 8520-nucleotide messenger RNA. Its product is annotated as NACHT, LRR and PYD domains-containing protein 12-like. The record is from RefSeq and is a predicted model, not a curated record. The coding region runs from base 3278 to 7522 and encodes 1414 amino acids. Lineage: Eukaryota; Metazoa; Chordata; Actinopteri; Pleuronectiformes; Scophthalmidae. Gene Ontology annotation, molecular function: protein binding. The transcript is spliced from 24 exons.